Exaiptasia diaphana is the source of this 5545-nucleotide messenger RNA. RefSeq names its product hemicentin-1. Bases 92 to 5545 code for a protein of 1817 amino acids. NCBI's taxonomy places the organism in Eukaryota, Metazoa, Cnidaria, Anthozoa, Actiniaria, Aiptasiidae. The record is from RefSeq and is a predicted model, not a curated record. Gene Ontology annotation, molecular function: cell adhesion molecule binding; ATP binding; protein tyrosine kinase activity. Gene Ontology annotation, biological process: homophilic cell-cell adhesion; protein phosphorylation. Gene Ontology annotation, cellular component: plasma membrane; cell-cell junction. The transcript has 24 exons.
UGUUACACUGAAGUGUGCAGUGGAAGGCAAGCCAACACCAACAGUGAAAUGGUUUAAAAACGGUUUUCCUAUUGACACAAAUGAUUCAAAAAUGACAUCAAYCAUUGCUGGGUCGUAUGAGCGUUUAGACGYGCAGCUCUUGAUUGUMAAUGUCAGCCGGUUGGACGAGGGUGUGUAUACAUGCCACGCAUCUAAUGGUAUUGGAAMAAAUGUAACUUCUCCUAAUGCGAAUUUGACUGUGCACUAUCCUCCAAAAUUGUUUGCAUCACCGCAGAAUGUUACAGAGAUURAAYAUCAAUCGGUGWCUUUUAAUUGCACAUUCCAGGGGAAKCCAAUACAAAUAACAUGGUGGUACAACGAUGUGAAGAUCAACACAAGUGAUAGCACMAAGUACAGUGUUAUUGGCCCUUCCUCAGUAAGCAGUAUCGAGGCAUUUUUAACGAYAAAUAGCUUAGUGAGAGGUGACGAGGGGACAUACCGUUGUAAAGCUGAGAAUAGCCUGGGAACCGAUUACUCACAACCAGCAUACUUGACUGUUUAUUAUCCACCAAAGAUUCUCACCUCUCCAUCUGGARUYACUAAAACAGAGGAAGAAAAUGUUACUCUCKCCUGUCGGUUCGAGGGCAAACCUAUACCUAGGRUGGUGGAAUGGUUUGCAAAUGGACAGAAACUUGCCAUCAACUCCAACACAAGGCUGACAGUCAGUCAUUUAGGAGAUUCUAGUAGUACCACAUCUUGGCUUAGCAUCACCAAUCUGAACAGAACAGAUGAGGGCAACUAYAUAUGUGUUAUCAGUAACAGWGUCAAAUCAAAUGUUACUUCWACUGCAGCAAAGUUAACAGUCCAUUAUCCACCUUUCGUUCGAUUUUCUCCGCUCCACACAACCAUAAACGAAUCAAGCACUGUUACACUGAAGUGUGAAGUUGAAGGCAAGCCWCAGCCAACUAUAAAAUGGUUUAAAAACGGUUUUCCUAUUGACKCAAAAGAUUCAAGAAUAACGUCUACCAUUGCUGGGUCGCAUGAACRUUUAGACGUAAUGCUCAAGAUUCAAAAUGUCCAUCGGUUUGACGAGGGAGUGUACACAUGUUACGCAUCUAAUAGUAUUGGAGAAAAUGUAUCAUCCACUGGAGCGAAUUUGACUGUACACUAUCCUCCAAAUAUAUCUGCAUCACCACAGAAUAUUACAGAGAUUGAACGUCAACCUGUGACUUUYAAUUGUACGGUGCAAGGCAAUCCUAUAUCACAGAUAAYAUGGUGGUACAACAAUUUAAAGAUCAACACAAGYGAWAGCGCCAAGUACMGUGUCAGUGGCCCUUCUUUAGCAAGCAGUAGCGAGGAAUCUUUGACAAUAAACAGCUUGCUGAGAGGUGACGAGGGGCCUUACCGUUGUAAAGCUAAGAAUACCCUAGGAACCGAGUAUUCUCAACCUGCAUACUUGACUGUUUAUUAUCCACCAAAGAUUCUCACCUCUCCAUCUGGAGUCACUAAAACAGAGGGAGAAAAUGUUACUCUCUCCUGCCGGUUUGAGGGCAAACCUAUACCUAGGAUGGUGGAAUGGUUUGCAAAUGGACAGAAACUUAACAUCAAUUCCAACUCAAGGCUGACAGUCAGUCAAUUUGGAGAUGCUACUAAUUCUACAUCUUCACUUACCAUCAACAAUCUGAAAAGAACAGAUGAGGGCAACUAUAUAUGUGUCAUCAGCAACAUUGUCAAAACACAUGUUACUUCCUCUGUAGCAAAUCUAACAGUCCAUUAUACACCUUCCGUUCGAGUUUUUCCACUCCAAACCACCACAAACGAAUCAAGCUCUGUUGCUCUGAAGUGUGAAGUGGAAGGCAAGCCACAGCCAACUGUAAAAUGGUUUAAAAACGGUUUUCCUGUUCACACAAAUGAUUCGAGAAUAACGUCCACCAUUGCUGGGUCGUAUGAACGUUUAAACGUAUCACUCAUGAUUCUAAAUGUCAGCCGGUUUGACGAGGGCGUGUACAGAUGUCAAGCAUAUAAUGGUAUUGGAGAAAAUGUAUUUUCCACUGGGGCCAAUCUAACUGUACAUUAUCCUCCAAAAAUAUCUGCAUCACCACAGAAUGUUACAGAGAUUGAACAUCAAUCUGUAACUUUUUACUGCACUGUCCAAGGGAAGCCAAUACAGAUAACAUGGUGGUACAGCGAUGUAAACUGGAUCAACACAAGUGAUAGCGACAAGUACAGUGUUAGUUGGCCUUCUUCCGAAAGCAGUAGCGAGGUCUCUUUGACAAUAAACAGCUUGGUGAGAGGUGACGAGGGGACGUACCGUUGUAAAGCUGAGAAUAACCUAGGCACCGAGUAUUCACAACCAGCAUACUUGACAGUUUAUUAUUCACCAAAGAUUCUCACCUCUCCAUCUGGAGUCACUAAAAGAGAGGAAGAAAAUGUUACUCUCUCCUGCCGGUUCGAGGGAAAACCUAUACCUAGGGUGGUGGAAUGGUUUACAAAUGGACAGAAACUUGCCAUCAACUCCAACUCAAGGCUAACAGUCAGUGAUUCAAGAAAUACUAGUAGUACCACAUCUUCGCUUACCAUCACCAAUCUGAACAGAACAGAUGAGGGCAACUAUAUAUGUGUCAUCAGCAACAUUGUCAAAACAAAUGUUACUUCUACUGCAGCAAAGCUAACAGUCCAUUAUCCACCUGCUAUACGAGUUUCUCCACGUAAUACAACCAAAAACGAAUCAAGAGAUGUUACACUGAAGUGUGAAGUGGAAGGCAAGCCACRACCAACUGUAAAAUGGYUUAAAAAUGGYUUCCCUUUUGAAASAAAAGAUUCAAGAAUAACGUCUWCCAUUGCUGGGUCGMAUGAACGUUUAAACGYAUCGCUCAUGAUUGAAAAAGUCAGCUGGUUKGAYGARGGCKUGUACGCAUGUCACACAUCUAAUGGUGUUGGAGAAAGUGUAUCUUCCACUGGAGCGAUUUUGACUGUACGCUACACUCCAAAGAUACUGAAUUCACCGCUGAGUGUAAGCAAGGUUGAAAAMMAUCCAGUAACGUUUGAGUGCACAUUGAAAAGCAAUCCAACACCACAGAUUACAUGGUKGUACAACAACAGUGAAAAGAUCAACACAAGUGAUACCAUAAAGUACAGUAGUGUUACUAAUUCCUUAACAACCAGGAGAAGUGUGGCAUCUUUGACGAUAAAGAGAGUGGUAUUAAGUGACGAGGGUUCUUACCGAUGUAAGGCACAGAACAGCCUUGGCAGUGUGGAAUCUCAGCCAGGAAACUUGACUGUUUAUAUUUUACCAGAAAUCAUCCACAAACCAGGUAACAUCAUAAAAGUAGAAAACAAUGCAGCAGUGUUUCACUGCAACGCUACAGGAAAACCAAAGCCUACCAUAACGUGGCGGUUUAGAGGCGGUAAACUUCCAGAAAGUACCACAGACCAAAAUAAAAUAACAAUUAAAAGUGUCCAGAAUACUCCAGCUUAUGAGGGUGUUUACACAUGUAUCGCAAGUAGUAUAGCUGGUACCGAUGAGGCCRAUGGGUCACUUGUAGUAGAUGUUCCUCCAAAGAUCAAUAAAAAGCUGCCUCCGAAAAUGCUUCUUCAGCUUGGUGAAACAUUGAGGUUAAGAUGUGAUGUCAUGGGCGAUCCAAUACCAACUUUUACAUGGAAUUUUACUAAGGCAGAAACAAAAAGAGAUGAUAUUCUAGAUGAUCAGAAAAGCUCACUGUUAACGAUUAAAGACAUWGAUGUCAAGAAGCACGCUGGUACUUACAGCUGUACUGCCAAGAACAGAGCAGGAAUUGUACAUGUCGAAUCRACUUAUGUUGAUGUUAACGACACACUGGACAUUAUUCACAARGAACAGCACAACAUCAUUGCAGAUGUCAACACCACCGUUACAAUAAAUUGCASUGCAUCUAGUCGAGUUGUGCCUAUAAAAGUCASACUCACUAGAAACAAUAGAGAACUGAAAACAAAGRAGGACCCGAACAAAGACGGAACAGUCGUCACUCAAAGGUUGGUUUUGAAACACGUGACUACGGGGGAUUCUGGGAAGUAUCUAUGUGAAGCAAGUAACCGYCAAAAGUCUGUGAAGAGUGUAAUAACGCUUGCUGUUAAUGUGCCAGUUGAAGUCAAGAUGGAUGCAGUUCUAGAUGACAAAAAUUUCACAAAAGAGCUCGAAAACAAGAGCUCCACCCUGUACAAAAACUUAUCUAGAGAGUUUGAAAUGGAGCUUACAAAGAUUUAUGAAAAUGAAACAGAAUUUGAAAGAAUUGAAGUAUUAGGAUUCAGUAAAGGUAGUGUCGCCGUUCAUUUUCGUAUCAUCUACAAGGUCAAGGUCAARAGUCCAACAGCAAAACCACCAUCAGACGUUAAAAAGAUCCAAAUUGCUAACGUUGUCUUGCGACGAGUCGAGGAAAGUGGCAGCAUUGGAAGUAUUAAAGUAAAAAAGGAUUCUUUGAGGCCGCAAGUGAUACCUCCCGAAGUUCGAAAUCUUACGGCACUGAAGACCUCGAAAUCGCAUGUCACCAUACAGUGGUCUCCCCCUGUUUAUUCUGGUUUCUAUGGCAUCAAAUGGUUUAUCGUUGAUUUGAGAGAGUUUGGCCAAGAUUCUUCAUUGGUUAAGGACACAGUUAAGUCUUUCGUCGAUACGUAUACCUGGACUGGACUGGACGCCGGGACUAACUACAAGAUUACUGCAUUUGGCAAGAACCAUGUUGGUGAAGGCAUACCAAGUGUCUUGGAAAUUAGGACAUUACCAGACUUCUGGGGUACGUUUGCUAAAAUAUUCACACCAUUGGUCAUUGUGGUGAUUAUUGCCAUCGUUAUCGCAACUCUCUACUUACGAAGACGGAGGAGACUUUCCAAGAGAGAAUGUGACGAGCUAAGUAUCCAAGGAAAAACAUUUGGGGACCCUGGACUAGAACUAGCAGAACUACCAAGAAAAUGGAAAGACAUUUCCAGGAAAAACCUUUUUCUUGGAAAAGAGCUGGGUUCUGGUGCGUUCGGUGUGGUGUUUAAAGGUGUCUUGUCUACUGAAAAGUCUGAAGAAGAAGGGAUAUAUUGUGCUGUGAAAAUGUUAAAAGAUGGGGCAUCUGAAGAAGAUUACAGAGAUCUCUAUAAUGAGCUCUUGAUCAUGUCAUCAGUCGAAGAGCACAAAAACAUUGUUAACUUGUUAGGAGCAUGUACUGAAAGCGGGGGUCCAUUGUACGUUGUUGUGGAGUUCGCUGAGAAUGGUUGUCUAUUGGAUUAUCUGCGCAAAAACAGAUCCGAAGAUUCACCAGAUCAAGCUUCAACACUCUCCAACAGCGAAAAGUUGACUUUUGCUUCAGAAAUCGCAAGUGGUAUGGACCAUCUGAGUCGACAGAAGUGCGUCCACCGCGACCUUGCAGCAAGAAACGUUCUCCUUGGAAAAGACAUGGUUGCCAAGAUAGCUGAUUUUGGUCUCGCCAGAGAUGUAUAUGAAAGGGGAUUUUAUGAGAAGUCUGUAGCAGGGGGUAAGCUGCCAGCGAAGUGGAUGUCCAUUGAGGCUUUGGAAACUAUGAUUGCAACGACAGAAAGCGAUGUGUAA